Salvia hispanica is the source of this 1939-nucleotide messenger RNA. Its product is annotated as initiator tRNA phosphoribosyl transferase family protein. Gene Ontology annotation, biological process: charged-tRNA amino acid modification. Gene Ontology annotation, molecular function: tRNA adenosine(64)-2'-O-ribosylphosphate transferase activity. NCBI's taxonomy places the organism in Eukaryota, Viridiplantae, Streptophyta, Magnoliopsida, Lamiales, Lamiaceae. The record is from RefSeq and is a predicted model, not a curated record. Gene Ontology annotation, cellular component: cytoplasm.
AUGGAGGAGCAGAGACGAAGCCAAAACAUAUACAAAAUCUGUCGGAGCAUAAAGCGCAGAGACAGCAGCCUGUACAACGCCCUGCGCUCCAUCUACGAGGACUCCAUCUUCGUUGGAGAAAUCGCGCAGCUAUGGCCGGAACUCCCGCUUCUCGCCAAUCUCCGGUGCGGCCUCUGGUACUCCCCCAAUUUCCACUCCAACUGUUACUUUAAAUCCACCGACGGCCACACCAACAACCUCUCUUUCAGCACCGCCCGCCUCAACCUCCAUGUCGCCCUCCUCGCUGCACAGAAGGGAGGAUGUAUCAUUGUUGAUUCAACACGGAAAGGGAAGAGGUUUCCUGAUAGCAUGUCAAAGACUAUUCCAAUUUGGACUUGUGUCUUAAAUCGUGCAAUUCUCAAUUAUAAGAAAAGACAGGAUAGAUGUGAUUGUCUGCAGAAUCAAUCAGGCAUCUUAAAUGAGCCAGUGAAUCCUGACCAAGGCAUUUCUGACUGGGAUUGUUCCUUGCAUCUUCCCCUUUGGGUUUCUCAAACCGAGAAAGAAAUGAUUGAAAAGCGUUUGGAAGGUUGGGACAUGGAAUUAGAGGCUAGUGGAGCUGAUAUUGCUUCUAUUGCAUUAGCUCUGAGGAAACCCCUAAGGCCCUUAUGGAUUUCACAAAAAACUGUUAUCUGGUUAAAUGAAGUACCUGAAUAUGAUUCUUGGGAUUUUACACCUAUCAUACUUGUUUCAACAUCAUCUUUAAGUGGCUCUCAGAAGCGAACUACAUCUGAAUUUAGUUGGAAUUAUAUUGCUGGAGCUGGAGAUGAUGAAGAGAGUUGGGCUAGAGGCUUAUCGCCAGAUCUUUUCUGGAAACAUGUGAAUGAUAUAAUAUGCUCAGGUCCUGACACAUGUAAUCAAAAGAUUGCAAAUAUUGUUGAAAAAGACCGUGUGUGUCGUGCACACAGGGGAGAACGUGCACCGCAAUUGUCUGUCAGAGCUUCUAAGUGCCCUGGGAGUGCAAAUGAGUUUCUGAUAGGAGAGUCAUUACAGUUGGAUAGCAGAACGGUUCCCGAGGGUGAUAAAUCAAGUUACCAUCACCACAUAUCGUUUUUGGGCUCAACCAACAUUGCAGUUUGCAAAUCUCAACCUGCCAUGGAAGCCCCUCCUACCUGCUGCAUAUUGAACUGUGAUAGGGAAUCAUUUUCUGUGUCUCUCCACAAUCCUGGGAUGUAUUUGCACUUGCCAAUUCUGGACUCUAAACUUGACCGUUUUAGUUUGUUAAGGAAUCUUCCGUCUGCUCUGAACUUUGCCCAGUCUCAGUUAAGACAGGGGAAUACACUCCUCAUCUGCUGUUGCAACGGAGAAGAUAUUAGUGUAUGCGUUUGUCUGGCUGUUUUUACAUCAUUUUUUGAUGAAGCAGGAAACUUUGAUGAUGGGAGGUCGUUCGCUAAGAGAGAACUCACGAAGCUGGAGUUGCGGAGACGGUUAGUUUUUCUAUGCAAGUACAUUAUAAAUGCGCGGCCAUCAAGGGGAAACUUGAAACAAGUGUUUGCGUGCCUCGGUGGAGAAUAUAUCCCCUCUGUUUCAUAAGACAUUGUUCCAUUAUGCAACACAAGUAUGUCGGUAUCGGAUAUACUCUAAGAUCCUCGCUAGCUGUUGAAGGUUAAGCUACACACCAGUAAUAGACAGACCCAGUCCGUGUAUGAGACGCAAGUCUGCCUAAUUUCUGGCAUGUGGUACAUAUCCGAGUGUAGUUUUAAGCUUUUGGGAGCUGAUAUAUUGGGGCAUGGUUCCCCUUGAUAAUACUUAGAUUAGUUUGCAAUGAUAAUUGUAUUCUUCCUAUAGACAUGGAUUUUAGAUCAGUUGAGUGCUGAAAGAUAUGUAAGAUUCUUGAUUAUUCAGAAAUCAAAAGGAAAAAAAGGGACAUGUUGAAGAGGAAUCUUCAACUUUUUAGUAAAAA